GCCCUGAGAGGAGUUGGGGCGGAAUAACGUGAACGGGCCGAGGAGGUGGAAGACGUCCUUCGGUCGGCCGAGAGAGGAGACCAGGUGACGGGGGCGCUUUCCGUCCUGCAAGAUGUCCGAAGGAACGUCCAGUGGCGAUCCGGAGAGUGCCCGGCCCUCAGUUGCUGCUGCUCGAGGGUUAAUAGGGAGAAGGACUCCCGUGCCAAUCUCGGCAGGCCGCCUGCCCUCCAUCCGCUCCCGAGAUCUGACCCUUGGUGGGGUCAAAAAGAAAACCUUUGCCCCUAACAUUAUUAGCAGGAAAAUCAAAGAAGAGCCCAAGGAGGACCUUUCUGUCACAAAAGAGAAGAAGGACCGUGAUCGAGAUCGACAGAGGGAAAGUCAUGGACGAAGCAGAGGGAGGCCCGAAGUUAUUCAGUCGCACUCCAUCUUCGAGCAAGGCCCAGCAGAAAUGAUGAGGAAGAAAGGUACCUGGGAUAAGUCUGUGGAUAUGUCUGAUUUUGGCCCAUCUCACAUCAUCAACAUAAAGAAAGAGAAGAGGGAGACGGAUGAAGAGACCAAGAAGAUCUUGCGCAUGUUGGAGAAAGAUGAUUUCCUGGAUGACCCAGGCUUGAAAAACGACAUUCGAAACAAGCCAGUCCAGCUGCCUCUGGCACAUUCUGGUUGGCUUUUCAAGGAAGAAGGGGAUGAUCAAGAGGACAGCAAGCUGUUGAAUGCCAGCCAUAAAGAGGAGGAGCUGGAGACAGGCUUACCUUCGGUAAAAGUGAAAGAGGAACACGAUGAAGAGGAGACGGCGUGUGCCCAGGCUCCAGCGCCCACCAAAGCCCCUCCUCCCUUCCCUCAGGAUGUCUCCCUGGCGGAACUGCUGCCCAGGUUGAGUCUCUCCAAGGAGGAAGAGUUGCUCUUCCUGCAGCUGCCAGAUACUCUCCCGGGACAGCCGCCCACACAGGACACUAAGCCGCUGAAAACAGAAGUGCAGAACGAGGAUGGGCAGAUGAUGGUGAUAAAACAGGAGAAGACCCAGGAGACCCAGGAAGCGGAGAAUACCUGCACCCUGGGCGACCUCUCCGAGGGGCAAGUGGGGAAGUUGCUGGUCCGCAAGUCAGGAAAGGUGCAACUUGUUCUCGGCCAGGUGACCCUCGACGUAACCAUGGGAACGCCCUGCUCCUUUCUUCAGGAACUGGUGUCAGUCAGCAUUGGGGACAAUCGGAGUGGUGAGAUGAUCGUCUUGGGCCACGUGAAGCACAAGCUCGUUUGUGCUCCCGAUUUCGAAUCCUUGCUGGCCUACAAGCAUCGAUAAGAGCCGCUGCAAAGCCCCUCGCCAGGGUAGCUGGUGGUUCUGCCUAAACAAGAGUGAUUUGGGCUCUCCAAAAGUGCCUGUUCCUGAGCUGACGAAGACGGAAACGUCGCCAGAAAAAGACUCUGCUAGAAGAGAUGGGCAAACAUUCAUGGGAACGAGCCCGAUGGACAUCUUAACUGUCGGAGAUUAUCUGGAGCUCUAGAAUCUCUGAAGGUAGGGGAAAGGGUUCGAAGCCAAGGGCUUGCUGCGUCCUUCCUCCCAGUUCCACACAGGAUAUAUGACUUGCCCCCUUGUAAUGACUUUGAAUGACUUAAUUGCGCACACUACCCGGGUGAUAUUUAUCCCAAAGGGAGGUUGGAAAGGUGUGAGCCUUGGAGCCAAGGUUAAAGCUGUUUCGCCGCUCUUCCCUGCAGAUGCUGGAGAAGAUGUCACCAUUCCGAGCAUCUGUAGGAGAUCGGGCCAGUGGUGCCCUUUUAUGUUUUGCCUUCUUGGAUCUUAACUACCACACAACACCAGUAGGAAAAAAAAAGGGGGGGUGAUGGUGUGAGAGGUUUGGGAAAACACAUGAGAUUAGACUGUGUCUUCUGCAGUGAGAUCCCCCCAUAUAUCUCUUGUUGUCCAGACCAGGGGUCUCCAACCCUGCAAACUUUUAAGCCUGGAGGACUUCAACUCCCAGAAUUCCCCAGCCAGCAAAGCUGGCUUAAAGUUGCCAAGGUUGGAGAGCCCUGGUCCAGACCAUCUGGUGAAGUUUUUUUUUUUCUUAAGGCUACUUUCAUCCUAUCUCUGAAUAGCCAGGGGGAAAAUAAUUAUCUAGGUGACAAGCUCUGCCAUGUCUCGUAUUUAUAACGCUAUGUGUGAUAAAAGCAGCAGCAGGAGGCUUCUUUUAUAAAUGGAGAAGGCAAAGAGGAAGGGUCUCGUGCUUUUAACCUGGCUUUCGUUCCCUCUGCUGGAAGCAGCCAAGCAUCGCUGGAUCCGUGGUCCUAAGCGAAAGAUUCCUGCAGUGGCAGGGGGGACAGGAAGUCAUGGAUGGCAGUUCCCUUUGUUUCUGAACCAGGAAUCAGUUUUGUCAUCAGAAAAGCAUAUUCAGGCCAUUAUAGCCCAAAUCUCUCUCCCCACACUUCCCUCUGUCUCCCUCCCUCCCUCCCUCUCUCUCACACAAAUGCCUAUUAAAUUCAAUGGUCUGCUUUAAAACUAUUCUUUCUCACUCUGCCUUGGACUCAGGCGUGAUGGCAAGAAAGUUGUGAUUUGCUUAACUUUGUUCUCUUAUCACGCUUUCCUAAAGAGGACAAUUAACUGUUUAAAUAUUUUUAGAGAGCAGCAAUUAAAGUAUUCAUGCUCCUUGGGCUUUUGUUCCUUAACAGCAAUUGGGAAAUCAUAAAGCUGAGCAUGCUGAUGACUACAAAGAUGACUUCUCGGUUAAGUCUUUUUUUGUUUCUCAACUGGGUACCUUUAUUUGAUCACCUUGGUUAACCAAAUUGGAGAGAGCAACAAGUUCUGUGGUCAAGUUGUUGGCAUUUAUUUAUCACCUGUAUAUCUAUAAAUAAAAACAGACACUAGAAGGAUUCUGUGUGUACAGUCCAAGGAAUUUGAAUAGGUUUGCACUUUAAAGCUACGAGGUAAGGAAACGGGAAAGACAUUUUCACCUCACCUGUCAGUGGACACCCAGGCAGGACAGUAAGAUUUGACAUAAGCACCUGGGAAACCAGGAGAUACAAGCAGUUCAAAGGAGUAUAAAGGUUUAUUGCAAGCUUAAGCUCUCCAUAACAUACUGGCCAACUAAUGGUCAAUGGAAAAGAGCGGGAGAUAAGAAUUCAAGCUGGGCUGGACUUAGAUCUCUUGUGGACAUGCAGGAACUCAUAACUUAUGAUGCAUUUGACUCCUCCCUCAGUCUCAGCCAGGUUACCACCUACAAUAUUCCUUAUAAAGAGGACAACAUAAAACAGCAUGUUAACCAUGUGCAAAUAUUAAUUAAUUGAAAAUGACAGUGAACGUGGGGCUCAGUACAAAAGCAGCUUUUGGACGAUGGAGCCACAGAUAUUUUGUGAUAAUUAGGGGGGGAAGGAGAUAAGUGGAGAAGAAAAAAAUGUAGAUAAGGAGCAGGAACUGUAAGAAUCAAACGGUGCCUGUCCCUUCUAGCUGCUUAUAAAAAAAAAAAAAACCUUUAUUAUAUGGACAUUUUUCUUCUCUAUCUUUCAGAAUGAUUUUUUUUUUAAAUCAACAAAUGUUUCAUUUAAUUUGAUUACAGAAGGCAAUAUUAACACAAUAGACCACCAUGAAACAGAAAAGGCAUUGGAAUCUAACAAAGCUGGAGAAAACCAAACUGCUUUAAUGGAAACCACACUUUGCAAUUAAUUCAGCAAUUAUGGCUUAGAGAGAAACCAAUGUCCUUUACAGGGUUCCUCUACACCUCUGCUGAUAUUUUCAUUGAUAUUUGGCAAUCAGAACUUUGUCCAUGUUUCCUUGAGCGAAGAGCCUUCAAAGGGCAGUGAACAGGGACUGCUCUUUAUUAUAAGCCAAGGAGAAAAGAUCCGGUAAAGUAAGAGCCUUCUUGCCAGCAUAGUGGUAGAAUUAAGCUAUUUCCCCUUACAAAGGCCCAUUUAUUUCCAUUUUAAAUUUCCCAUCAGCAAUAAGCCUUAGCGGAUAUCCAGAGUAGAAGUAAACAAAUUACAAAGCGAGAUAGAAGUAAACAAAUUGCAAAGCGAGAUUAUAGGCUGCAAAAUAACAGUGUUUUGGGGGGAAUCUCUUUAUAAAUGUUUUCAGAAAGCCUAUUAAUCAAACAGCUGGCAGCAUCAGAAAUAGAAAACGAAGCAGUCAGGAAUGGAUUUGAAAAGUGUUUGUGUACUGUACAUGAGUAGGACUAGAAGAUCUGUUGAGUAAAUCCAGGGUGGCUUCUAGGAAACAAGACCGCUGAGGAUGACAGGUGAGCGGAUUUGAGACGUUCUUGGAAAGACUCAAAUGUGAUCCAGUCAUUGGUCAGACCUUCCAGAGAGCUAGUGUUGCCCCCAGGAGCUGUAGAUGGAAGCUUAUUCCGAAGUACUCAUUCAAAGAUGAAGUUCAAGAUUAUCAGA
This is a messenger RNA of Notechis scutatus (mainland tiger snake), 4365 nucleotides long. RefSeq names its product RNA polymerase III subunit D (gene POLR3D). Gene Ontology annotation, cellular component: RNA polymerase III complex. Gene Ontology annotation, biological process: tRNA transcription by RNA polymerase III. Lineage: Eukaryota; Metazoa; Chordata; Lepidosauria; Squamata; Elapidae. The record is from RefSeq and is a predicted model, not a curated record. Gene Ontology annotation, molecular function: DNA binding.